CAAUUUUUCAGGCCAAAACCCCAACUGGGUACUGCCACUUUUGCAUGUGCUAAUUAAAUAAGCUGCUACAAACUGUAAAAAAUUUUCAUGAUAUUCUGCAGGCUGAGCUUCUUUGUUGUAGCUUCAGUUACAGCUUUAGCUGUUUCUCCGAUCAACCAUAUUGACUCUUUCAAGAAGACUAGAUCCUCAAAUAUCAAACACUCAGAGAAAAAUGGCUCAAGCUUUAAAGAGAUUGAAGGAGAAGAUGAAGAAGAUAAGAUUGCAGAUAACUUACCAUUACUCUUUUUCUCUCUUUUACAAAUACUCAAAAAAAGGAAUGGAAAUUAAUACAAAUAUGAAAUAAUUAACAUUAAUUUCACUUGUAGUAGGAUGAGAAGGCUCAGCAAGAAGAGGAGGUUAAAAGGAUCAGAAGGAAGAUGAAAACACAUAUUUUGAUGAAGGAAUUAGAGAAGAGGAAGAUGGUGCUUGAGAGAAAACUGCUUGAGCUAUAUGGACUAAAAGAGUAGCAAGAAUUCAUUGCUCAAAUGCAUAGGCAUUUAGAGGAGAAGAUGACAGAGAUUGAUAUGCUCGGUGGCACUGUUAAUACAUUGCGCGAUGACAUAUAGAAUCUUCAAGAAGAGAUAAAGCAGAAUAUCUUUGCAAAUCGCAGCUAGAGAAAGCGAAAAAAACAGUGGAGGAAUUGGAAAAGAAGAUGGAUGUCAAUGCAUGCCAUAUGAAACAGCAUUUGAUGAUGCUUGAAGAACAAGUAUCUGAGUUUCAGUGCAGUAAAGGAAACUAUACUGACAAUGGCAUGAUUGAGAAGAAGCUUAAAGCCGCGAAGCAUGUAGAGUUAGAAUAUGCGGAGAUGCAGAGGAUAAACAAAGAACUUGAGCUGGAAAAGAGGGAAUUGACAGUUAAGUUAGUUAGUGCUCAAGCUAGAAUUAUUUCCGUUUCCAACAUGACACAGGAUAAAAUCUUGGGAAAGAUGGAGGAAGAGAUGAGAAUUUUGAGGCAUAUCAAUGAAGACCUGUUGAAAGAAGUCGAAAAGCUGCAGAGAAAUAGGUUUAAUGUGGUUGAAGAACUGGUUUACCAGCGAUGGCUUAAUGCUUGUCUAAGGUUUGAAACACAUAAAUAUCAAACACCAUCAAGAAACAUCUCAUGUGAUCUCAACAAUUAUGCAAACCGCAAGGCUGAAAAGGAAGAUAAACAACUAGUAUUAGACCUCGGUUUUUACAGGAUUUCUUCUCCCACUUCAUCUUCAAAUGAGGGCAAUGACAGUUCCACUAGCACUGAAAGCUCUUCAAAUAGCCAGAAAAGUGUCAAUAGUAAUAAAUCUGCCGAAGAAGUCUUUUUACCAGAAAUGGCCUAAUUCGUCGACACUCUACUUCAAUGGUUCCAUCAAACAGGCCUAAAAUGGUGCAAGAGUCCACCGAGUCUCCGGACACACUGAAUUUCCCGCGUGUAAGGAGAGUUUCUUUUUGUGAUUUAGUU
Messenger RNA from Pistacia vera, 1470 nucleotides. Its product is annotated as protein CHUP1, chloroplastic-like. The record is from RefSeq and is a predicted model, not a curated record. Gene Ontology annotation, biological process: chloroplast organization. The transcript is spliced from 4 exons. The coding region runs from base 692 to 1348 and encodes 218 amino acids. Gene Ontology annotation, cellular component: chloroplast outer membrane. NCBI's taxonomy places the organism in Eukaryota, Viridiplantae, Streptophyta, Magnoliopsida, Sapindales, Anacardiaceae.